Messenger RNA from Agrilus planipennis (emerald ash borer), 465 nucleotides. RefSeq lists its product as uncharacterized. Lineage: Eukaryota; Metazoa; Arthropoda; Insecta; Coleoptera; Buprestidae. The record is from RefSeq and is a predicted model, not a curated record. The transcript has 3 exons. Bases 95 to 439 code for a protein of 114 amino acids.
AUGUAGGUGGACUGAAUUGUCAAAAUAUUGUUAUGUUUGUUAAUUUUUUUGUUAUUACGGAGUGAAAAGAAAAUUUUUAAUUAAAAGCAUAAUCAUGAUCGUCAAUAAAUCGUAUUUUGCUGUUUUAGCUGGCACUUUUGCCGCGUUUGGUAGUUUAUUCGGGAAGUUAUCCGGAUUAGAAGCAUUUAAGGGGUAUUUAUUCGUAUGUAGGAUACUAUUUUUUUGUUUAAUGAUAGUCAGUAAUAGUGUGAGUUUGACCAUGUUUACUAAGGCUCUUCAUAAUUCGUUAUCAUCGUUGUAUGCAACUGUUACGUGUGCUGCUACAAAUUAUAUCAUUUCGGGUUGUCUUGGAAUUUUUUUCUUCCAAGAGGAAACAUCUUCCCUUUGGUGGUGUGGAAUAGGUUUAAUCUUAUUUGGACUCAACCUGGUGGCGAGAUAGUAUUUUUAUAGAUAAAAUAUCAUAUU